This is a messenger RNA of Rhinichthys klamathensis goyatoka, 1308 nucleotides long. It is a transcript of the gene slc35d1b, whose product is annotated as solute carrier family 35 member D1b. Bases 108 to 1109 code for a protein of 333 amino acids. Gene Ontology annotation, molecular function: antiporter activity; GDP-fucose transmembrane transporter activity. The transcript is spliced from 13 exons. Gene Ontology annotation, cellular component: Golgi apparatus. NCBI's taxonomy places the organism in Eukaryota, Metazoa, Chordata, Actinopteri, Cypriniformes, Leuciscidae. The record is from RefSeq and is a predicted model, not a curated record.
UGGAACACUGUCCCUUUAAAACUGCAGUGAACGAGUGAAGGGAACAGUUUAUUGUGCAGAAAAGUAGUUGGACCUUUUCUCCCGAUAAUAAACAGCAUUAGGUAGACAUGGCGGACAUACGAAAAGUUCACUCUGCGAGAUAUACUCAGAAUAACGCAAAAGAUAAUGUUUCGCUAGGAGAAGGCAGUGGCAAAUCUGUGUUAUUUCUGAAGUUAUUUGCUGCAGUUUGCUACGGGAUCUCUUCUUUUGUCAUUGUUGUCAUUAACAAGAGUGUUCUUACUAAUUACAGAUUUCCUUCCUCUUUAGCAGUGGGAAUUGGCCAGAUGUUUGCAACUGUUGUUGUGCUGCGAGCAGCAAAAUCAUUACAUGUGGUUGAUUUCCCAGAUUUUGAUUGGCAUGUACCUCAUAAGGUAUUUCCACUUCCCUUUCUGUACGUGGGGAAUCAGUUAACAGGCCUGUUUGGAACAAAACAACUGAAUCUGCCAAUGUUUACUGUGCUCAGGCGAUUCUCCAUUUUAUUCACAAUGCUGUUUGAGGGUUACCUCCUGAAAAAGACGUAUUCAUGGUCCAUAAAGGCAACCGUAUUCACCAUGAUCCUGGGAGCUUUUAUUGCUGCAAGCACAGAUUUAGCUUUUGACCUCCAUGGAUAUGUGUUCAUUACACUUAACAACAUUCUGACUGCUGCAAAUGGGGCUUAUAUGAAACAAAAAUUGGACUCCAAGGAACUUGGAAAAUAUGGGCUGCUGUAUUACAAUGCUUUAUUCAUGAUUAUUCCCACUAUGAUUUUAGCAUACUUAACUGGAGACAUUCAGAAAACUUUGGAGUAUGAUGGUUGGACCGACGUUUUCUUUGUGAUUCAGUUUGUGUUGUCUUGUGUCAUGGGGUUUAUACUCAUGUACUCAAUUAUGAUAUGCACACAUUAUAACUCCGCUUUGACGACUACAAUUGUUGGCUGCAUCAAGAAUAUCUUAGUGACAUACAUCGGGAUGGUGUUUGGUGGAGAUUACAUCUUUACUUGGGUUAACUUUAUCGGCCUAAACAUCAGCAUUGCUGGCAGUCUUGUGUACUCGCACAUCACGUUCACUAAGGAACAAAAAAAAACAAGUUGAUGGAACAAUAGGAGAAUGUUGAUAAUACUCAUGGGAGUCAAGAACCCAGUCCGUCUCAUUUCACAGCGCCUUGAGCUGAACUGUGACCAGCAAUCUUUUCAGCAACUUUGGUACUUUUCAUUAACCAGUUUCUGUUGCCAUGGUAACUGACUUGCUGAACUUCUUUCUUUUUUUUUUUUUACAUUUAAUAAUGUUGAUU